Messenger RNA from Saccostrea cuccullata (small rock oyster), 4068 nucleotides. RefSeq lists its product as uncharacterized. Lineage: Eukaryota; Metazoa; Mollusca; Bivalvia; Ostreida; Ostreidae. The transcript is spliced from 10 exons. The record is from RefSeq and is a predicted model, not a curated record. Bases 43 to 1773 code for a protein of 576 amino acids.
AGGAUCCUAUACAACCUUGUAGAUUAAUUAUCAAACUUCAAGAUGUCUCAAGAUAUCGAUAAAUCGGAGGAAAUUUUCAGAAGUAUAGAUGCUGGUAUAAUUCAAAAAUCACUGAAAGGGAAUCAUGUCAAAGUACAUGUUGCUAACCUUAUUUCUCCAGACAAUGAUCACUGCAUAAGAUUGCUAAAUGAAAAGCAUGUGAAUGAACUUGUUGAGUCAUUUGCAAAAAACUUCCAGCCUUAUACUACAUUGGUUGGACUUAUAAGCGAGGAUUUCACAAUUGAAGACCUUGCAAUACCAGGAAAAAAGCAAAUAGAGGUUCUUGGUGGAAAUCAUACAAGAGCAGCCUUACAGAAAAUUGUGAAUUCUGCUGAAAGUACUCAUAAGGAUCAAUAUGAGUUUAUUUAUAUGGAUGUUUAUCAAAACUUGACGAAGGAUCAGGCUCUUUUUCUAGCAUACAAACAUAAUGAGCUCCAUGAACACUCCCAAGAGUUAAGCUUUGCAGAAAAAGUUUGCUUUUUUCACAGACUGCUUCUUAAAUGUCAAAGGAACAAUGCCGGACAACCUCCAAAAACUAUAUCAGCUAAAUGGAGAUCUGACAUUGCUGCAAUUAUGAACAAAUCCAAGACUGAACUCAAAAACUCAUAUAAAGUCCAUCUUAACUUGGCAGCCAGCAAAAAUGACAUUUGGGAACUCAUAAAAGAUGUCUUUAAUGCUUUUGAAAAUGGUUGCAUUAAAGGCCAGAAAAGAGCAGAGCAGUGUUCUCAGUAUUGUUUUUGGCAUUUUUCUAAAGUCAAAAACAAUGAAUUGAAAAUCUCUUUGCUAACCAGAUUCAAAAAUGGAGAAAUGAUACCAGAGGAGUUUCGAAGUGCUUGUCAGAGAUGUGAAACAGAAAACUGUGAAAAGAAAUGUGAACGGGAGCCGCCUACGAACAAGCAAACACAAUCCAAAAAGAGAAAAGCUGUUGAUGUCAUGACAGCAAACCAGGAUGAAUGCCAAGGGCCAAAGAAAACAAGUGGGAAGAAAGUGGUUCAGACAGAGAAUGAAAAUUUACUCGAUGAGAAAGAAAAAGAAAUUAAAAAUCUUCAGCAGACAAUAGCAACAUUAACAGAAAAACUUAAACAUGCUGAACAGUCAGUCGAACAGCAGGAUCGCUGUCUCAAAGAGAAGGACAGUAAGAUUAUUGCCAUGAAGAAGCACUUAAUUGCUGUAUUAACUAAAGCUGAGCAGCAGAAAGUGACGGAGGUCAACUUACAGAAGAUGAUAACUGACUUAGAAGAAAAAUUAAAAGAUGAAAUCCAAAAUAAACAGCAUGCUGAGGAUGCAGCUGCACGUGCCCGACAGAAUCUUAAAAUGAUGUCUUCUGGUCAUCAAAAAUGCUUAGAGAAAAAGAAAAGUUCUGUGUCUGAAGAAGUAUCCUCAAAAUGUUCAACUGCUGAAAAAAAGAUAAACAAGGCAACCAAGGAUAAUUCAGAUUUAGAAGUGGUUCUUGUAGAGUACACAAAAGGAAAAAUUUAUUACGCAUUAAGGGAUAAAUCUUUCCUGACAUACUGCCACAAACAUAUUGGCGUAAUUCAAGAUGGACAAUUUUUACACCGUCCGCAAAAGCUUUCCUUCAAAAUAAACGAAAAAGACCAGCAAACUUAUGAAGAAGCAUUCAUAAUAUUAUCAAUGAAAGGAGAAAUAGAAGAAAAACAGAUCAAAAUUGAUAAACUGUCAGCAUCUAUUGAUGAGCAGUUAUUGGCAGUAAAUAACUACAUAAGGGAAAAGUAAUGUACCGGUAUACAUGUAAGAUGUUAUCCAUGGAAGAAAUUCUGUACAUCAAAUAUCAAUAAAGUUGGAGGAAUGUUUAUCAAUGCUUUGGCAUGAACAAAAUGUAGUUUAGUCCUCUCUUUGGAUUUUGUUAACCUUUUUAAUUCUACUUGAACAAAUGUGGAAUUCCUUUAAUAUUUUCUAUAGGAAAUGUUUAUUUUACAUUCUGUAUAAUAUUAACAAUGCGAAAUUUAAAUCUUGACACGGUACAUAGCCCAGACUUUUUAUCACCAUAUCAAAUAUCAAAAUUCAAAAAUAUUUUUUAUCACUUGGUGGCAUUUCUUAGCAGUAUUCCAGGGUCUCUUGUUGAACUCACAAAUUUUUCCACUUCUCAAGAUAUGAAGUCCUAAAACUCAGAAUCCUAUGGGAGAAUGGUGGGAUUUUCAGUCCCACCAACUAUACCACGUUUCUCCAAUGGGAGAAAAAAAAAUGUCAGGAUAUUUUUUCCUAGGGUUUUUUUCCUCCCAAAAAUUUGUUCAAAUGGGAUAAAUCCCAGGGAUUUCAACAAUGAAUUGUUUUUCAAAUACAUUGUUAUAUAUGGUACAUUUUCUAUGUAUUAUGAUAAGAAAUCUGUCAUUGUCAUACUGUAUGGGAUAUAUUUCAUGUUUCACAGUGAAUUGGAAAAAUUGUUUGAUUGUCAACAUCCCUGGGUUUUAUCCUAUUUGAACAAAUUUGUGGGAAAAAAAUCCCAAUGGGUGAAAAUAUCCCAUCUGACAUGUUUUCUCCUUUGGGUGAUUCUCACCAUUCUCUCAUGUAAUUCUGGCUUUUAGGACUCCGUAUCUUUAGAAGUUGAGAUGUUUUGGGGCUCAUCAUAACACCCUGGAAUACUGCCAAGAAAUCUCUACGAGUGAUACGAAAUAUUUUUGAUAUCACAAUGAGAAAUGGUAGUAAAACGUUGAACUAUGUCGUGACCAGAGUAAAAUGUUGUACUGUUAUAUUGUCCCUUAUGUAUAAUUUGUAACAAACACAGAUUUCUCAUAGUGAAAUGUUCCUUUUUUAAAUAUUCCAUUUAUCAGUAUUCACGGGGAUAGAGGAAUGUUCCCCUAUGUAUACAUGUAAUAAUAAUAUUGAAAUGUUCAUAUUUGUUAUAUUGCAUUCAACAAUAUCCAUGGACAAUAGAGGAAUGUUACCCCAUGUAUAAUUUGUAACAAACAUAAAGAUGGUUUUUUUGUAAUAUUUCGUUUGUUAGUAUCUUGGAUGAUAAAGGAAUGUUACCUUAUGUAUAAUAUCUUACUACAAUAUCCUUAUAUGUAACUUCCCGUUUAUUAACUUUUAUGGAUGAUAAGGAAUUUUCCCACAUAUGUUCAAUGUAGCGUAUAGAAGGACAUGUAAAAUAAUUUUUCAUAACUUUUUGUAAAAUUUGGAUGUAGAGGAAUAUUCUUUAGGAUAGAUGAAUGUUCCCCUAGUAUGUAGAAUUUCUAACCAUCAUGAAGAUAUCAAAAUGUUCCUUUUUGUAAUAUUGUGUUAAUCGGUACAUGUAUUCAGGGAGGAAAGUUCACCUAUGUAUAAUUUGUAACAGACAGAAAGAUAUUGAAAUGUUCAUUUUUUAAUACUGUGUUUAUCAGUAUUCAGGGAUUAUAGAGGAAUGUUACCCCAUGUAUAAUUUGUAACAAACAUAAAGAAAUGUUCAUUUUUUUGAUAUUGUGUUUAUAAGUAUACAGGGAUGAUAGAGGAAUGUUCCCCUAUGUAUAAUUUGUAGCAAACAGAAAGAUAUGGAAAUGUUCAUUUUUUAAUAUUGUGUUUAUCAGUAUUCAGGGAGGAUAGAGGAAUGUUCCCCUAUGUAUAAUUUGUAACAAAGAUAUCGAAAUGUUCAUUUUUGUUAUAUUGUGUUUAUCAGUAUUCAGGAAUGAUAGAGGAAUGUUCCCCUAUGUAUAAUUUGUAACAAAGAUAUUGAAAUGUUCAUUUUUGUUAUAUUGUGUUUAUCAGUAAUCAGGGAUGAUAGAGGAAUGUUCCCCUAUGUAUAAUUUGUAACAAAGAUAUUGAAAUGUUCAUUUUUGUUAUAUUGUGUUUAUCAGUAUUCAGGUAUGAUAGAGGAAUGUUCCCCUAUGUAUAAUUUGUAACAAAGAUAUUGAAAUGUUCAUUUUUGUUAUAUUGUGUUUAUCAGUAUUCAGGUAUGAUAGAGGAAUGUUCCCCUAUGUAUAAUUUGUAACAAAGAUAUUGAAAUGUUCAUUUUUGUUAUAUUGUGUUUAUCAGUAUUCAGGUAUGAUAGAGGAAUGUUCCCCUAUGUAUAAUUUGUAACAAAGAUAUUGAAAUGUU